AUGGAUACAAUAAAAACAUUCUAAGAAGGCCGUAGAAUAAGUUAUUUCUACAAUCCUGAAAUAGGAAAAUUCUAUUAUAGCAAAGAUCAUCCAAUGAAACCAAAAAGAGUAGCCAUGGCUCAUUCAUUAAUAUAAAAUUUCGGUCUCUAUAAAGAUUUAGAAGUAUAUACAUCCCGAGAAGCAACAUUUGAAGAAAUGUUAAAAUUCCAUGAUGUCGAAUAUUUAUAAUAUUUAUAAAAUUACGUCAGUAAUGGUUGGACAUAGGAAUUAAAAAAACUAAAAAUUGAUCCAUUAUCAGAUUUAAAUGGUGCAUAUCAUAUAAAUAAUCCCUAAAAAAAACAAAUAAACAAAAUAGGAGAUACUUCAGAUUGCCCUGGUUUUGAAGGUUUAUAUAAUUUUUGCUAAAUAAGUGCUGGUGGUUCACUUGAUUGUGCAUAAAUGAUAAUAAAUAAUCUAUCAGAAAUCGCUAUAAAUUGGGGUGGUGGUUUACACCAUGCGAAGAAAAGAGAAGCUAGUGGAUUUUGUUAUGUAAAUGAUAUAGUAUUAUGUGCAUUGGAAUUAUUAAAAUAUUACGAAAGAGUAUUAUAUAUAGAUAUUGAUGUACAUCACGGUGAUGGUGUUGAGGAGGCUUUUUUUCUUACAAAUAGAGUUAUGACUGUCAGUUUUCAUGAAUAUGGAGGUGGCUUUUUCCCAGGAAGUGGUUCUUUAAACUCUGUAGGUGAUGGUUUAGGUAAAUUUCACUCAAUUAACGUGCCUUUAAAGCCUGGGAUGAAUGACGAUUCCUUUGAACACUUGUUUAAAGAUGUAAUUAAUAAAGUAAUGGAAAUAUAUAGGCCUAAUGUAGUAAUUUUAUAGUGUGGAGCUGACUCUUUGGCAUACGAUAAGCUCGGUCACUUCAACCUAUCAACUAGAGGACAUGGAAAAGCUGUUGAAAUAAUGAAAAGCUAUGGAGUGCCUUUAAUUUUAGUAGGAGGAGGAGGUUAUAAUGUCCCUAAUGUAGCGAGAUGCUGGGCAUAUGAAACUAGUGUAUGUAUUGGGAAAAAAAUAGAUGGAAAUAUUCCAAAUACGGAACCUUUUUAUGAAUACUUUGGACCAGAUCAUCGACUACAUGUUACUCCUAAAAAUAAUGUUGAAAAUAAAAACUCGAGGGACGAAUUAAAUAAUAUCGUAUAAACUGUACAUGAGUAUUUAAAAGCUGUAGAAAGUUCGCCGGGUAUAUAAUUUCAUUAUACACCGGAAGUUCGAGAAGUUUUUGAUGAGGAAGAAAAUUUAGAUUUAGAAGAUGAGGAAUUAGAGAGGUAUUAUUAGGAAAAAUUUACAAUAUCAACUGAAUUUAAACAUUAUAAAACAAUAAAGUAGAUUUCUAAUUUAAUUUUCGAAGAAAGUUAGCAAUAAUGA
Molecule: messenger RNA, 1398 nt
Organism: Ichthyophthirius multifiliis
Lineage: Eukaryota; Ciliophora; Oligohymenophorea; Hymenostomatida
Exons: 5
Molecular function (GO): histone deacetylase activity
Source: RefSeq, a predicted model, not a curated record